Molecule: messenger RNA, 1675 nt
Organism: Pecten maximus
Lineage: Eukaryota; Metazoa; Mollusca; Bivalvia; Pectinida; Pectinidae
Product: probable asparagine--tRNA ligase, mitochondrial
Exons: 13
Coding region: 25-1536 (503 amino acids)
Biological process (GO): asparaginyl-tRNA aminoacylation
Cellular component (GO): mitochondrion
Molecular function (GO): asparagine-tRNA ligase activity; ATP binding
Source: RefSeq, a predicted model, not a curated record
UUUUAUUCUCUGCGGGUCACAAACAUGGCUGCGUCCUUGAGCAGAAAGCCGGGGAGCUGUCUUUUAGGAAUUAUUAAGCGAUUAAGAGGAAUUCACAAGUUAACUUUCAGUAAUUACAGCAGUAUACGACAAUCCAUCAAUGAAAUACUCAACACACCGGAUGAACACCGUGGACGUAAAGGCAUAUCAGUUGAUGGAUGGGUUCUGGCUGUACAGAGACACAAAAGUGUGACAUUCCUGCACUUGGCAGAUGGAUCAACAUCUAAAUACCUCCAAAUUGUUCUAGAUGAAGAUAUUUCUGAAAAGGUAACUAGUUAUGGUGGAAGUGUAAAUGUGUAUGGGGACUUGAUCAGAAGUCCAGGCAGUGCACAGAAAUGGGAAUUACUGGCAAAGAACAUUGACAUCAUAGGCACAAGUGAUGCAAGUUAUCCAAUUGGCCCAGCAAAAUCUAAGCAACCUCUGGAUUCAACACGUGAUUUUUUGCAUCUGCGACCACGGUCCAAAAUCAACAGCUCUAUAUUUAGAGUAAGAAAUGCAGCAUCUAUGGCUAUUCACAAAUUCUUCCAGACAAACAAUUUUAUUCAUAUCCAUACUCCAAUGUUGACAUCCAAUGACUGUGAAGGAGCUGGGGAAGUCUUCUCUGUGAAGCCUGAAAAAGAAGAUAUUGUAGAGGAAAUUGCAGACAGCGAGAUGCAGGAAAUGACAGAGGAGGGAGAAAAGAACAAAAACUUCUUCAGGCAUCCUGUAUUUUUGACAGUUUCAGGACAACUUCAUCUGGAAUCCUUUUUAGGUGCCUUUGGUAAAGUGUAUAGCUUUGGCCCUACAUUCCGUGCAGAAAGUCAGUCCAGUGGAAGGUAUCAUCUGUCUGAGUUCUACAUGGUUGAGGGAGAACUUGCCUUUCUGGAUGACAUUGAAGGUUUAUUGAAGGUAAUGGAAGACCUUGUGAAAUGUACUACAAAGGAAGUCUAUGAAAAUUCAGAAGACGAAGUCAAAUUCAUAGCUAAAUAUAUAGGUGAAAAAUCAUACCCUGAUAAUAUCAUUACAAUGAUGGAGAAAGAUUUUGUAAGAAUAUCUUACACUGAUGCCAUGCAAAUACUGGAAAAGAAAAACAAAAAGUUUGAAACAAAAGUAAAGUGGGGAGAUGACCUAAACAAGGAACAUGAAAAGUACCUGGUGAAGCAUUGUGGCACUGUUCCAGUUUUUCUCACAGACUUCCCCGCAUCAAUUAAACCAUUCUAUGCUUACGAGAACAGUGAUAACAAGACAGCUGGAGCUGUGGACCUGCUAGUACCAGGCGUAGGUGAACUGUUUGGCGGCACUCUCAGGGAACACAGAUUUGAUCAAUUGGAGCACAAGCUGAAGGCCACUGGCCAAGAGGAGCAACUUAGUUGGUACCUUGACUUACGGAGAUAUGGGACUGUGCCACAUGGUGGUUUCGGUAUGGGGUUUGAGCGAUAUCUACAGUUCAUACUCGGUGUGAAAAACAUAAGGGACACAAUACCUUUUCCUAGAACUCCAUUGCAUUGUAAAAUGUGACUAUGUCUUUUAGACAUGCGAACGAUUGCAACAUAACGGAUGAACAUUUCAUGGAAAUAAAAAAAUAUCUAGUUAUUGUACCUAUACCUACAUCUGUCUGUAUUACAGAUUAUGAAAUAAAUUUUCUAACAUAUUUUGA